AUGGUCAACUUAAAUUGGCCAGAACAGGAGAGGGGCAAGCUAAGAACAGCAGGCAUCCCCAACAUGAACAGAAGAGUCACAAAGGAGGCAAACAUGAAAUCAAAGGCAAACAUCUCAACUGGGGUAGUUCUGUGCAGCAGGUGCAAAUGUGAAAGUGAGUUGAAGGGCCCAGUUCUGGCCCGACCCAAAGACAUAGCAAGGCAGAAGGCUUAUCAAAAGCCUGCCCAAAGCAACAGAAAAAUGACAGAGCAGCCAAAGAAGGAGAUACCAAUUAAGAUGCCCAGAAAUGAUAAGCCCUUGGCAACUAUCAUAGAAGGCAAAUGGUAUUCUAUUGGAAAGAACGGCAGACCAACUUUGGAGCUUACCAAAACACAAAAGAGGAGAGUCCAGAGGCAAUACUGCACCUUCCUAAAAAACAAGGGCAGAAUAGACAACAUAUCAACCAGAAGAGCUGACAAAGACAGAAUCUCCAAGCGAACCUUCUAUCCAUCUUGCCUCACCCUCAAUCAAACAGUUAGAACCUUCACAUCACAAGGUCAAUCCGGACCUAUUCCAGUAGAAGGACAUGAAGGUUGGAUUGAAGAAUAUGAAGAGGAACAAUUGGACUAUGAACCAUCUGCAGAUGACCAGAUCGGACUCCUUGAAACAAGUGAGAAAGAAGAUUGGACAGAAGAAUAUGGAGAAGAACAGAUGGAGUACGAUGGAGAACUAGAUGAUGAAACUAAGGCUUCCGGUGCAGAUUUAGAGAGCCUGUUACAAGGUGAUCUAGGCAUUAAUAUGGUGUUUAUCCUAUCAGAGAAGUUUAGGGUAGCAGAAGGACAAGAGAACACUUUAGAAGGAGUGUACUCUCACAAGAGAAUUUCGAGUGCAGGUUGGCAUAAAUGGAGGAGGCACCAGAACAGCAAAUAUCUGCUGACAGAAUAG
Messenger RNA from Prunus armeniaca (apricot), 924 nucleotides. The record is from the annotation of a GenBank genome assembly. Lineage: Eukaryota; Viridiplantae; Streptophyta; Magnoliopsida; Rosales; Rosaceae.